CACUACCUAUAAGUUUAUAUUAAACUCUGUAUCUGCUCCAUCAUCACAAGCACAUUUCAAUGCUUUUGAGUUUGCAACCAUGAACAAAGAUAUUGAAGAUAAGGGAGUUCCACACUCGAUGAAUCAGGUUCUGGUGCUAGGAGCUUUGGUGUUUUUCUUUUGUAUGGUUGUACUCUUGUUUGUUCUCUGUAUCUAUGCGAUUUUGCGUAGAAGGGUAUACAUCGAACUUCCUCUCAGAAGGCAUAAUCCUUCAUGGCUUCAAAGGCUUUCUUCUAGAAGAGAAGAUCGACAUUUGAGGCCGGACCUCGGCCUCGAUGUCAAAAUCAUUGAAACCUUGCCCAUGUCUGUCUAUACAUCACAGAGGUUGAAACCAGGAGGAACAGAAUGCUCAGUGUGCUUGUCAGAUUUUGAAGAUGGAGAAAAAGUUAGGGUUCUGCCUGACUGUAAGCAUAGUUUUCAUACAGAGUGUAUUGAUAUGUGGUUUCAUUCUCAUUCUAAUUGUCCUCUUUGUAGAACCAAGGUAGAGGCUAAAAUAAACAAUAUAAAACUCGAAGACGACAUGGAUACAUCAAAUGGCGAAGAAAAUGUGGUUAUUGACAUGAAUUUCGCAGUGGAAGGAGGACAGAGUAGUUGCCCAUCAACCAGUCGAUCUUUUGCUGAAAUGGAGAUUGAUUUGUCGACAGGGCUAAAUAGCCUUUCAUUGGAGAGGGAAUCAGAGGAAAUUAGUUCUCCCAGUGGGUCAAGAUUUUGUAGGAUUCAUUCAUUUAAAAGGAUGUUGAGUGGCAGAAGCAGAGAUGGGAAAGUCUUUCCAAGCUCUCUGCAUCAGCCUCAAAAUGAAAUUGAGGAGUUUUCAUAGUUGCAGAGACAAUUUCAUUGUAAUACCAGAGCAUUUUUUUUAAGGCUUGGGCAUUUUCCUGUUUCACCAUGCUCCUCUUAGAUUCACCUAACAGUGUUUCACUGAGGAAAAUUAUGAGCUUUCUAAUAUUUAUCUGGGUUAAAAGUUCAGAUUCACUGAAGGUUCAUUCGAGCAAGACAGCAUAUGCACUAUUCUUCAGUACAUUGAUGAUAAUGGUGACCAUGAAUUUUCAGCAUGGGACAGUGGGCCUUUCAAAUUUUGUAUGUAGCAGCUUUUUAGAAAAUUACAGCUAUUUUUCAGUUCUCCUAUGAAUUUA
This is a messenger RNA of Cryptomeria japonica (Japanese cedar), 1172 nucleotides long. Its product is annotated as RING-H2 finger protein ATL72. The coding region runs from base 80 to 856 and encodes 258 amino acids. The transcript has a single exon. Gene Ontology annotation, biological process: protein ubiquitination. The record is from RefSeq and is a predicted model, not a curated record. Lineage: Eukaryota; Viridiplantae; Streptophyta; Pinopsida; Cupressales; Cupressaceae.